GCGCUAGUGCUUGCAAGAGAUUCAACAUUCUAAAACUUAAAUAAUAAUAAAGAUGAAGUUCUCCCGAGUGUUUCUGUUCGUGUUCGCGUGCCUGGUCGCGCUGAGCGCCGUCAGCGCCGCGCCGGAACCCAGGUGGAAGGUCUUCAAGAAGAUUGAAAAAGUUGGCCGUAACGUACGAGACGGUAUCAUCAAGGCUGGUCCAGCUAUUGGUGUUCUUGGACAAGCCAAGGCUCUUGGAUAAGCUGGUCUUCAAACACAUCAUUAUCCUCAUUUUAGUCGACUUGUUCUCGAAUAAGUUGGCACACCAUGUUGUUUCCAUCAGACUUGUAUAAAACGCAUCGUUUUAUAUUUAAUUUAUUAAUUUUAAGAUUUUUUCUAUGUAAAUACUAGGAUAGUUAUUGCACUCACAAAUGUAUUUCUUAUAUUUUUGUAUCUUAUAAAUGUUACAGUGUACAUAACUGUUGGCUAGCCUUAGAAAAAGAUGUGCUGUUAAAAUAAAUUAUUGCUAUAAUU
This is a messenger RNA of Spodoptera exigua (beet armyworm), 513 nucleotides long. Lineage: Eukaryota; Metazoa; Arthropoda; Insecta; Lepidoptera; Noctuidae. The record is from the annotation of a GenBank genome assembly.